Rotaria sp. Silwood2 is the source of this 3155-nucleotide messenger RNA. Lineage: Eukaryota; Metazoa; Rotifera; Eurotatoria; Philodinida; Philodinidae. The record is from the annotation of a GenBank genome assembly.
UGUCCAGACCAUACAUAUAAUACAGAUGGAUAACAUCCAUACGAUUGAUCAAUUUGAUGUGCAUCAAUUAAAUCAACUUUUACAAACCAUGAAUAUAUAAUAAUGAAUAUAUAUAGGAUUAUUGAAUUAUACCAUGCCAUGUUCAUAUUAAUGAUUUAAUACUUCUUUUUUUUAAUAAUUUUUAUCGAGUAUAUUACAGCUACGUAUAUACAUAUUUAUAUGAUAAGCAAUUAUUUAUAGAUAUAAUCAAGUUAUUUGCAUCAAUCAUUUGAAGCAAAGUAUAAAAACGUUAUUUGAGGACAAUAUUUGUUAUGUAUCAAAAUAGUGUAUGUUUAUUGAGAAACGAAAAAAGAAAAGAAAAAUGCGAUAUUUCUCAUUACGUAACAUCGUCACCUAUACCGGGUGGCCCAAAGGCAAGGAAACAAAAAAAAUUGAAUAUCUCCAUUGUGGCUCGAGUAAACGAGCUGAUGUUUUUGUCAAUGAUAGAGGCAUGUUCAAACUUUAUAUCCAUAAAGACAUGCCUAGAGAGACCCUUUGUUAAGUAUCACUAUUGAUCUCAACAAGAAAAUUUUACUUUUUCACAGAUAGAAGAAAAAACAAUAUACAGAAUAGCGCAAAAGUUACUUUAUCGAAAAAAAAUUGAAUAUAUCCACUACGGUUCGAGCAAACGAGCUGCUUUUUUUACCAAUGAUAACGGCAUGUUCAAGCUUUAUAUUCAUAAAGCCAUGCCUAGAGAACCGCUUUGUUAAGUAUAUUGUUGUUUUCAUAUUUGUAAAAAAAGUCAUUUUUUUCGUUGAGAUCACUAGGUGAUACUUAACAAAGAACGUCUCUAGGCAUGUCUUUAUGGAUAUAAAAGCUUGAACAUGCCUCCAUCAUUGACAAAAACAUCAGCUCGUUUACUUGAGCCAUAAUGGAGAUAUUCAAUUUUUUUUCUGUUUUCUUACUUUUGGGUCACCCGGUAUAUUCAUCCUAUACACUGUGUCACAUGAAUAUAUACGUUAAUAAUUAACAGCAAAUAUUGAUAAUAUGCCAAACAGAAUCGAUUAAUUUGGUCAUUAAGCUAGAUAAAUGGAUUCAAUCAUAUGAAGCAAAAUCAUUUCGUCGAUGUAUAACACACUCAGUGUUUAUCAUAUCUCAACACGAUACAUUUCAAAUGUCAAUGCUCGUGCUCAAUAAUAAAUAAUAUUAUUAUAGUUACCUAAUUUUUAUUCUCUAUACUCAUUCUAAAAUAGAAAUAUAACAAGGAUUUUUUACUAUUUUGAUAGUCUAAACCCAAUAAUUAACUACUUUCAUCUUCAACUAUAUUAUUUUGACUAAUUAAUAGAAUAUUGAGGCUAACAUUUAUAGCAACACUUCUGAAUCGUGCAUUAAUGGUUGGCAUUUGAAUGCUUAAAAACGAGCGCAGCAAUAUUAUCAUAGUCCUAACAUAAUGUUCAAGUCAUAACAUCCAAUAUUUUACAAUUGUGUAGUACCAUAUUCAUUCAAUAGUCUGGCUAAAUUAGAAGUGGCACAUUUACUUUACUUUUAGUCGCAUUUGACUUCUCCUAUGGACGAUUUUUUUUGUGCUCUGAAGUCCAUCUAAACUAUAUUUUUGAAUCUUUACCAUGUAGAUUCUACUGGUCAGCUUAAUCCAUUGAAAAAUAAAGGAACGUUUUAUUUAAAAAAUGUUGAUAUAUCUAGACGUGAAGUGAUUAAAAAUACUCUAUUUAUGAUGUGUACUUGUAUUGAAACGGUCUUAUCACAUAGUUAUAUCAAUAUAAUAUUUUUACUGAUGUAUGGAAUAAUGUGGGCAUUCAAUAUAAAAUUUGAUACAGGUUUAUUUACUCUAUUGUAUGUAUUACUUAAUUAUACACGUCAAUGUUGCAUUAGCUUUUUUAACUUCGCUAUUCGUGAUGUUCUUAAUUAUGUCGCAGCUCAAAAACGAAUUCGAGUUCGCUUAAACCGAUUUUUGAUUGUUAUGUUUCAAAGGAAAUAUUCUAUAUAGGCAUUUCUCUUACUUCAUGAAUCUGAAAGAGACAAUCGACUGUUAUCAACAUCGUUCAAAGAUAUUAUAGAAAUAGAUAAGAUUGAUACGAAUUUAAUAAAACGAACACCUGAAGUGAUAUGCAAUUUAAAACAAGCUCAAUAGGAAAAUGUAAAUGUUCUUAUAAUUUCCCUUCUAACUAAAAUAAUAAUUGAUUCUACUUUAGAAUGGAAAAUUCUCAUUGAAAAAUAUUUUCUUUGAUGCUCAUCCAGGUGAUUUAAUCUGUAUUAUUGGACCUGUUGGAUGUGGAAAAAGUUCACUGUUACAAACAUUAACAGGUGAAAUAACUUAUUUUGAUGGAAAAGUUCGAUUGUAUGGAUCAUUUUGUUAUGUACCACAAGAAUCAUGGAUAUUCUCGUUAUCAGUAAAAAAUAAUAUUCUUUUUGGUAAAGAAUAUAAUGAUAGACUAUUUCAACGUGUUGUUCAUGCAACUGCCCUCGAUACAGAUUUUGUUCAAUUGUCUCAUGGUGCGAAUACACUUGUUGGUGAUCAAGGUGUUAUGUUAUCGGGUGGUCAAAAAGCACGUGUCAAUAUGGCAAGAGCACUUUAUCGUGAUGCUGAUAUUUAUCUAUUAGAUGAUCCACUUUCAGCUGUUGAUGCGAAAGUUUCUAAACAUCUCUUUGAAAAAUCAAUUAAAAAGUAUCUUCAUGAUAAGAUAUGUAUUUUAGUUACUCAUCAAAUACAAUUUUUACAAGAUUCAAAGAAAAUUAUCGUUCUUGAUAAUGGUGAAAUGAUACAAAUAGGAACAUAUGAGGAAUUACUGGUAUUUUCAUCAACAUUUGCUCAACUUCUUGAAGAUAUAAAUCAACAUCAACAAGAACAACAAUCGAUUUCAUUAUCAGAUCAACAAUCAAUAGUUGAUUCAAUAAAUUCAGAGAAAAACAAGGCAGAUGAAGAAGAUAUAAAUAAAUUGCCAAAAAAUCUUGAAACAAAACAAGAAGGAACAGUCAAUUUGAACGUUUAUGUAUCAUAUCUUCAAGCUGGUGUUGGUGUCAUUUUGGGCCUUCUAUUAAUUAUAAUUACAUUUGGAUCACAACAAGUCAUAUCGAUUUAUAGUAAUUGGUGGUUAGCAGCAUGGAGUAAUGAUGAAAGUCGUCGUUCUCAGAAUUCAACUAAUUGUAUGAGUAUAUGA